Messenger RNA from Salmo salar (Atlantic salmon), 4626 nucleotides. RefSeq names its product rho GTPase-activating protein 39. The record is from RefSeq and is a predicted model, not a curated record. Gene Ontology annotation, biological process: signal transduction. Gene Ontology annotation, molecular function: GTPase activator activity; protein binding. NCBI's taxonomy places the organism in Eukaryota, Metazoa, Chordata, Actinopteri, Salmoniformes, Salmonidae. Gene Ontology annotation, cellular component: cytoplasm; cytoskeleton.
GGGUGUGUGUGCUGUACUGAUUCGCCCACAGACAGGGCAGGGGUGAGGCUGUACUCUCCUCCAGUUACGUGGAAACGCACAUACAUAGCUCAACUAGUGGGAAAUCUACUACAAUGCAACUCUUAUUCCAACUUUUUGCUCAUACAAUGUGAGGAAGAUGGCCGAGGCAAGCUGUGACUGGGUGGAGAUCUUGGAGCCGCGCUCGCAGGAGCGCAUGUACGUGAACCUGGCCUCGGGGGAGUGUGGUUGGGAGCCCCCAGCAGGCGCCGCCGUGCGCCAGUCCGAUGGCAGCCAGUGGUGGGAGCUGUUUGACAGCCACAACAAACGCUUCUACUACUACAACAGUGCUAGUCAGCAGACGGUGUGGCACCGGCCCCAGGCCUGCGACAUCGUGCCCCUGGCCCAGCUACAGGCCAUGAAGAGGAGCUCUGAGAUGGGUCUGAGGGGCCCCAUCAAGCCCCAGAGAGGGGGAGGAGGAGGGGAGGGCCGCCGCACAGCCCUACUUAACCAGGCCUACCCUAUGCCCCCCGCCCAGGACCCUGACAGCAGCGGGAGGUCCACCCCCUCUAAGGGGCUCUGUGACAGCCUGGAGAGCAGGAACGACACCCCCAGAGACCCAGGUCAAAGAUGGCAGCCAGCUCCGGGAUCGAAGGCAGCCAUGUUGGUGAAGGUGAACAGCAUUGGCAGGAACCAGUCCGUGGUGCCCGCUAGCACCCAGCACCUCAACGCUCUCAGCCCUGGGAGCCCUGCUGUGUACCAGGUCCACUCAGACAGACCCAGCCCCAGACCCAUAUCCAGCCCUGCAGGCAAGAUGGCUGCCCCUGUGGACCACAAGCAAGCCUUCCACCUGAAGAAGGGAGACAACGGUAACUUCGGCCUGGUGAUGCCCUCCACUGGCAGCCAGGUCUACCAGACCCCACAGAGGUGUCAGGCUGGCACCCCCCAGCCCUCCUCGCCCCAUUACGGUGCCACUCCGCCCAUCUAUGAUGAACCACCCAUGGAAACACCUAUCUAUGAUGAGCCCCCGAUGGAGGUGGAGGUGGAGGGGGCCGCCCUCCUGAACAGGUCCUCCACCCCAACCACCAGCCUGCAGAGGGUCCGCCAACCCCAGACCCACCCCCAGACCCAGACUCAGCAGCAACCCAAGCUGCUUCAAUACCCAGCCUCUCACCUGGCCUCCAAACACAAGAGGAAUCCCUCCGCCACAGAGUACAGCCCCGCUGGACGGGAGUGCAUCAAACACAUGGUCAAUGUGGACCCUGCCACCUGCAAGCAGAGCCCCUUAUCCCAUCCUAUCCAGACAGAGCAGGCCCCUGCUCCAGACCCUGACCUGCCCCCCUCUCCAUCCCCAUGCCCAGUCGUCACCCAGCCCAGGCCCAAGGAGGUGAGCCUGGAGAAGAAGCAGUCGUGGCGUCUCCUGGAGACCAGCGUGAGGAAGAACAUGGACGUCCGACACAGCCGGCAGAACAGCGUGGCCUCCCAAGAGUACCCAGCGCCGGCCGCCGUCACCUACCAGGACUCAGGCUACUCCACCGGGCCCUCGCCCAGCUUGAGGAGGAAGAACCGCCGGAGAGCCCUGGGAGGUGGGGCUGGGGGAACAGGGCAGGGCCGGCCAGGCUCAGUGGGCAGCAGUGGGGAGCUCAGUGCCCUGAAUGAGAAGCUGAUGGCAGAGAUGCGGGUGGUGGUGAGUCGAUCUAACACCCUGCGUGGCAGCAAGGCCAGCCUGGACGCUGAGAUGUCUGACAGCUCUGUACCUCGGGCCCGUUCCCCCCUGGACUCCCCGAAGAAGUACGGGGGCCACAGCGCCUCCCGAGAGGACAUCAGCGCCAGUAACCGCUCUCUGUACCGGGCCGGGAGCGGGAGUACCCAUGGCGACGUGCCCCUCUCGCCCCUGGCGUCGGAGGGCAUGGUGCGUCAGAAACGGACCUAUGAGAAGGUGGACACUCUGGAGAAGAGCAUCAUCAGCCAGAACAGCCUGUCCUCCUCGGAGCCCCACAUGUCCCUCUCACAGGCAGGAACACUGGACUCCAAGGCCCAGUCGGAGAUCUCGUCACAAGGCGGAGGUAAUGGACACAGGGGCACCAGGGGCUCCCCCCAUGGAAUCAAAGUGACUGGAGACAGGAGGGGAUGUGGGGGAGGAGGAGGUGGCAGCGUGGGAUACCAGUACCCUUACACCACCCUCUGUAAACCUCCUCCAGACACCAACAUGGUGGACUGGGCCAGUAAGAACCUGAACCUGCACACCCAGGGCCUGUUCCGCCGCCGCGUCUCCAUCUCCAACAUGCUCUCCUGGAACAGGGGCUCCAUCAAGAAGCCCAUGCUGAUCACCAGCGACCGCACCGUCAAGAAGGAGGCCUGUGAGAUGUUCAAGCUGAUUCAGGGCUACAUGGGGGACCGUCCAGCCCGGCUGGAGCGCCGUCACGCCGCCCUGCUGGUGGUCACUAAGUGCUGGGGAAUGCAGGCCCUGAGGGACGAGCUGUACGUCCAGCUGGUCAGACAGACCACUGACAACCUGAGCCUGAGGAGCCUGGAGGCCGGCUGGGAAUUCAUGGCCAUCAGCCUGGCCUUCUUCUCCCCCUCACCCAAGUUCAGAAGCUACCUGGAGGGGUACAUCCAGACACACCUGGAGCCUUCCAACGACAAGAAGAUCAUGCAGCACAUUAUGGAACAACAGGACAUGAAGAACAAGAAGAAUUCAAAGUCCCGGAAGAAGAGGAAGCAGAACAACGAGGAAGAAGAAGAGGGCCUGCCAAUCAGCACAUAUGCCAAGUACUGCUACCGCAAGCUGCAGAAGGUCGCCGUCACUGGGGGCAAAAAGGGUCUGAGGAAGCCCACCCUGGAGGAGUUAGACCAGGGGAGGAAUGCCAUCGUGACCCCUUCCUUGUUCGGCAGUGCCCUGGAGGAGAUCAUGGAGCGCCAGAACGAGCUGUUCCCGGAGCGCAGGCUCCCCUGGGUGCAGGUGCAGCUUUCUCAGUACGUCCUAGCCCUGGGAGGGGCCCAGACAGAGGGAAUCUUCAGGGUGCCUGGAGAUAUUGACGAGGUGAAUGCACUGAAGCUGCAGGUGGAUCAGUGGAAUAUUCCAGAAAAUCUUGGGGACCCCAACGUCCCGGCGUCUCUGCUGAAGCUGUGGUACAGGGAGCUGGAGGAGCCAGUUAUCCCUCAGAGCUUCUAUCAGCAGUGCAUCAGUAACUAUGAGGAUCCUGAAGCAGCUAUCAGAGUGGUGCAGUCUCUGCCUGAAAUCAGCAGACUGGUGCUCUGCUACUUUAUACACUUCUUACAGGUGUUUGCCCAGCCCGUUAAUGUGAGUAAGACCAAGAUGGAUGUGAAUAACCUGGCCAUGGUGAUGGCUCCCAACUGUCUCCGCUGCCAGUCAGAUGACCCGCGCGUAAUCUUUGAGAACACGAGGAAGGAGAUGUCCUUCUUACGCAUGCUCAUUGUUCACCUGGACACCAGCUUCGUCAAGGGCAUCCUCUGAGGGAGCCAACUCUAUCCCUCUUUAUCAAGGGCAUCCUCUGAGGGGGUCAUCUCUUGAUCCGUCACCAUGCCCUGGAGAGCUGCACUCGUUCAUCAGCCCUCAACUAUAGCUGCUCUCUUUCUAUCAUACAACUCUCUACAACUGUCUACCACCUUAUUCACAACAAGCCCUCUGUUCCUUCACACUUCUCGUCAACCAUAUCACAUCUCAACCCUAGAUUUCCUCUGGUUCACGAACACCACAGCCGGAGGAACACAGACAGUGGACUGCACAGACAGUGACCGGGUAUCUAGACGGUUUUUCGUGCUCUGAAUCAUCUUCCCGUUUUGUUUGAGACUUUGGGACAAGCUCACAUGUGAUGGUAGUGGGAGACUACAGUACACGGUGUUCUUGGGCUCGUGUUAAUGACUGGAGCGGAAUCAGUGGAAUGGUAUCAAACGCGGUUUCCAGGUGUUUGAUGAUGCCAUUCCAUGUGCUCCGUUCCAGCCAUUAUUAUGAGCCGUCCUCCCCUCAGCAGCCUCCUGUGCUACUGUUUCUGCUCCAAACACUGGACCGUGCUGGCGUGAGAUUCAGCAUGUGAAGAAGAGCAAUCGCAAUACGAGACUAUUAUGCACAAGAAGCAUGUGUGCAGGGAAAAGUCCAGAGACGUGUAAAUAUUAUGUUUUUUAGUUCCUGCUUUGAGUGCCACAUAUGUAUCUGACUGCCAUGGUUGUGAAUGAUGAUGAUGUCUCAUCACGUUUAGACAUGACGAAUUGAGGGGAAACCCACUACAGACAGAAUCUGUAUUAUAUUGUUCUCUUUUCCUUAAUUGUAACAGUGUAUGCAAGCAACGAUUUCCUUCACAUUUGAUUUGGAAUGCUUUUUUGACUAAUUUUAAUAUGAAUUCUGUCUGGGUUGCCAGAGCUGCAGGAUGAGUUGAUAGUAAGGUUUAGACUUCCCCUGAUCUCUUCACUGGCCGCAGAGAGAUAGAUACCCCCUCUGGGCAAAAAAAAAAGUAUUUAUUUCUAAACAGUUUCUCUUAAACCUCUUACAUCUAGAUGUUCCGCUAGCGGCACGCCUCGCCAAUAUCCAAUGAUAGAGCGUGGCGCGAAUUACAAACUCCUCAAAAAUCCCCAAACUUCCAUUUUUCAAACAUAUGACUAUUUCACACC